Molecule: messenger RNA, 1790 nt
Organism: Lethenteron reissneri (Far Eastern brook lamprey)
Lineage: Eukaryota; Metazoa; Chordata; Hyperoartia; Petromyzontiformes; Petromyzontidae
Product: myosin-11-like
Cellular component (GO): cytoplasm
Source: RefSeq, a predicted model, not a curated record
GUAAAGUCACGUAGGUAAAAAUAAAUAAUAAAAAUAAUUGAAAUAAAUAGACUUUAUAUUUCACAAUUUUGCUUUAACGGAAAUGCAACGGCAUUAGAAUUGCUACCACUGACAGGCGCGGCGUUGCGCGCACCUUGCUACAUUUUCUACUACGGAUAGUAACGUUCGAGAAAACAGGAGUAGCAGUUUGUUGUUAACAACGAUUGCCAAGUUGUAUCGUUAACCGCCCGUGUUAGUUGCCCGAGCUGCGAGCGGCCAUGAGCGUCGCCUUGGAGCCGGAGCGCCUCGAAUUCUCACAGGAGCGGCAAGAAGUCAAGGCCGAGAUAAUGAACACCACGGAGAGGCUGGCCUCCGUGAGACAGGAGGUCCAGGUCGUCCAGCAGGAGCUGCUCGAGAAGAACCAGCAACUUGAGGAGGAAGACCUGGAAAGAGAGUUCAUUCGAGUGCGAGAGGAGGUGUUGGCUGCAUUUGAGCAAGACCUCCUGACAGAGAUCAAAACCCUCAACCAGCUGACGGCCGAGCAUAAGCAGAGGGCGAGCGAGGAGAACAAGCGAUUCUUGGCGGAGCUGAGCGCCUUCACGACGCACCACUGCAUGUGGGGCCGUGAGGGGCGACGCUGCAUUGAGAGGGAGCGUCUUGCUGUGGUGGAGGAGAGCAUCUCUCAGCUGACUGGGGAGCUGGAGAAUAUCGAGGCUGAGCUUGUGAAGAUGGUCCCACUGCAGCAGCAGAUUCAGACGCUGACGGAGGAGAUCGCUUCCCAACGCGCGCACCUAAGUAAGCUGGAGGCGGAGCGGCGCGAGGCUUGUGAGGCGACGGAGAGCCUGCACAGGAAGAAGGAGAAGCUCGGAGAGAAACUCAGGACCGACCCCGAGUUUGUGCGGCUACAGCAGCAGCUGCAGGCCUACAAGGAUGAAUCUGCACGGGUCUUGUAAUUCCAUCGCCUGCCUCCUCGGGCUGCUCAAGUUUUUCUGCCGCGCUGCUGACGAUGCAGCUGCAUUUAUUUGUGUUCACUUAAUCCAUGCUUGCAAUAAUUAAUAUAAUGACAAUUCCCAUUAUUUACCCUGGAAAACCUUGCCAGGUCUCAAGACUCAUUUUCAGUCGAGUCCUGCUGCAUUAGGAGGAAGCUGGGGUACCCGGAAUAAAGUUCUAUACAUAGGUCCACCACACAGACCACAUAAGCAGUCUUUAUGUAGACUGAGGCCAUUGCUGUACUACUACAUCCUGGCUGCCUCUUAACCCCAUACCUAUAACACCUGGUAUACAUUGGCGGUCACCCAAGUACUAUCCAGGCUCAAUCCUUCAUAUAUAUAGUUCUAUAAAUGCUGAUGAAUAGCUGCAAAUUGUCAUCUCGUGCCUGAAUGCGACCAUUAACUCGAGAUGCGCAAUAACAGCAGGCUUAUAUAUUUCAGACAGGCAGUCGGUCAUAGGCAGAGGGGAAACGGAAGGAAGGUCUUGAGCCUGGACGUGAACAGGGGCAGGCAGUUACUAGCACGGGCGGCAAGGGCAAAGGGAAUUCCAGACUGGGGGGGCAGCAGAGGAGAAGGAGCGACUCCAUUCAAGUGUGCAGUGCGAGGUGUCUAACCCUCAUUCGCCAGCACAGCACCGUUUCAUGAUUUAUGUUGGUUUACUAAAAUGUUAACUCAUUGUUAAGUUGCAGCACUAUUGAACUGUCAACGUUUGUGUGUGUUAAAUGAUAUUGGUCGCGAAAUCCUACACGUUAAACUAAAUGAGCGUGUUACACAAGCAGUGACGUUCACGCGUGUGGGUCUCCAUUAAAUGUUUGAUUAUAU